AUGUCGUUAACCUAUAUUGGGAUGGAUGAAUUGGCUUAUAUCAUAGUCAACGGGCCUCUGGCUAUUCUCAACAUAUUAGCCAACUUGUUUUUUGCUUUUUGCCUCAUCUGUCCACCGCGAGGCAGAGAGGGACUCAAACAGCCUGUGAAGUUACUCCUGGGAUUCUUGGUUUUCUGCACCACACUUUUCCUGGUCUCUCUUAUCACGGUGGAAUGCGUGUGGCUACUCACUUACAGCGAAGAGAUCCAGUAUGUUGAUAUGUUAGUGUUGUUCACUGCAUUUACCAGCAUGUCAACCUCUGUUUGGCUGAAUUUCUUCUACUACACCCAGAUCGUCCCAGCCCAGCGAGCUCUCUUCAUCUGGGUGAAGAGGAACAUCAAAAUCAUAAUUUACUGGGGCCUGUUUGUCGACAGAGUUUUCUUUCUGUUUGACUUGGCUGUUAGUACAUCAAUAGUUUAUUGUCUCAAAAAUGUUGAGGGAAACGAUAACAUCACUUACACAUCAACAAAUGACACUGUUUCUGGCUCUACAGAUGGACUGUAUUACACUGAACUGGUGUGUUUCUAUUCCAAAAUGAUCUACAUGUUUUUUUGUCUGUGUUUGAUGGUGGGGUCGAGCUGGGUCACAGUGUGCUACCUGCGUAGACACAUGAAGAGUAUGAAAGAGAGCGGCAGCCCCUUCUCCUCUCCCCGCCUGCACAGUCAGAUGAGGGUCACCAUCACUGGGAUCCUGCAGGGAAUUCUCUACUUCCUUUGUGCGCUGUGGAUCUUCAUUUCUUUCUUCAGCAUCAAUUUCUCUGUAGUCUUCAACUAUACUUUUUUCAACACUGUCAUCUCUCUCUACAUGUUUGGCACCACUGUUAACCUUGGUAUCGGUCAGUCUGUUUUCAGACAAAGGGCAGCUGAUAUUUGGCUCAAAGCUCAACAGGCUGUAAGGUCAUUGAAGUUGUGUGGAUGA
Messenger RNA from Salvelinus fontinalis (brook trout), 957 nucleotides. RefSeq names its product taste receptor type 2 member 8-like. Gene Ontology annotation, biological process: G protein-coupled receptor signaling pathway; sensory perception of taste. Lineage: Eukaryota; Metazoa; Chordata; Actinopteri; Salmoniformes; Salmonidae. Gene Ontology annotation, cellular component: membrane. The coding region runs from base 1 to 957 and encodes 318 amino acids. The transcript has a single exon. Gene Ontology annotation, molecular function: G protein-coupled receptor activity. The record is from RefSeq and is a predicted model, not a curated record.